CUCAACGGAAUCACACUCAACACCACACUCUCACUCACUCACUCUUUUUGACACAGAGGCAGAGACACACACACACAUCUCCUCAGUGUAACGCGGGGCAAGCACACCACACACAGCAGAGAAGAGGAAAGAGGAAGAAAAGGAAGGAAGGAAAUAAAGGAGGAGAAAGGGAAAACAUUGAACGGAGUUAUCUGACACUUAGAUUUUCUCAGAGGCUUUCAACGGAGAACAGACACAGAGGAGUUGAGAGAAGAGGAAAAGAGGAAGACAGCGGAAACCCUAGACACGGGUCCAGUGUCACAGUGACUCAGGCUCUUCACUGAAGACCCCUGGAUCCUGAACCCAUUUCCCCUAGGAGCCCCUACCCCCACCCUCCACCUCGCCCCAGCCCCACAGCCUGUGGGUAUCUUCCUGUACCUGUGUGUGUGUACCUCUCCCCUCCUCAUCCUCCCACCUUCAGAGCCCAUAGUCCACCAUGCUGUGGACUGUUCUCCUAGCCCUGCUGGUUCUCCUCCUACUGCAGACCCAGCUAUGUGUCUGUCUACGGGUGCUCAGAGUUGCCGGCUAUUCCUCCCCCUCAUCCUCCCCCUCUCGUAAUGCCACCAAGCAGCGACUACCUGGAGCCAUCAUCAUCGGCGUGCGUAAAGGUGGCACCAGGGCCCUCCUGGAGAUGCUCAACCUCCAUCCGGACGUAGAGGUGGCCAAGGCUGAGGUGCACUACUUCAACGUGGAAGAGCACUACCGGCGGGGGCUGGCUUGGUAUCGUGCCCAGAUGCCCUUUACCCUGCCUGGGCAAGUGACGGUGGAGAAAACCCCUGGCUACUUUGCCUCUCCCCAGGUCCCUCAGCGGGUCUGGGAGAUGAACCCUGCUGUCCGACUCCUGCUGAUCGUCCGGGACCCCGCUGAGCGCCUCGUCUCCGACUACACCCAGGUCCUCCAUAAUAGGGUGACCCGCCACAAGCCCUACAAGUCUCUAGAAGAGCUGCUGCUCCACCAGGGCCACAUUGACCCGGCCUACAAAGCCCUGCAGAGGAGUCUGUACCACCAACACCUGGACCGCUGGCUGGAUGUCUUCCCCAGGGAGCAGGUCCAUGUGGUGGACGGAGAGGCCCUCAUCAGAGACCCCUUCCCAGAGCUCCGGAGGGCGGAGAGGUUCCUGGACCUGCUGCCCCGCAUCACUCCCUCCAACUUCUACUUCAACACAACUAAAGGUUUCUACUGCCUCCUCUCUGCCGGGGGCCAUGACAAGUGUCUGGAUGAGUCCAAGGGGAGGCCCCACGCUCCUCUCAGCUCCCGGGCCUUCAAGAAGCUCUGCCGAUACUUCAAAGAACCCAACCGCCUGUUCUUUGAAAUGGUGGGACGUUUCUUCUCCUGGUGCUGACUGUGCAUCAAGAAACAAAAGACGCUUUAUUGCUCUGAUACCACCUUUAAUGGGACAGAGAGAGGGGACAGACAGGGCCAACUGGCGAUAUUGCCCAUAAUAGCAAAGAUUUGGGAUGCCUUUGAAAUGGUCACCUGUUCCCUAUGUAGUGCACUACUUUUGGGCAGAGUGGGUACCAUUUAGAACGUAAUCUUAGAGAUGCUUUAGACACACUAAGAGCAGGUCAACAGUGAAAAGACAUUGGCCUGUGUGAAGUUACUGUUGAUUGGACGGAUAGAUAGAUUGGUGUGUUGACUGUCAGGUAGGGGGGUGGAUGGGAUGAAUGGACGAAUAGAUUGGUGUGCAGACUGUUGGGUGUGCGGAUGGAUUAAUUUAUGUGUUAAUUGAAGGGUGUGGGUGGAUGAAUUGACAGAGAUGAAAGGAUAAAACCACGGAUGCACACAGACGAUUUUAAAGAUCUUUAGAGGUGUUACGUAUUGAGUGUUCUCAAUUCUCUUACUGUCAAUGAGCUGAACCAAGCCAGGCCUGGGAGUGAAAAGCACAACAAGCAUAGACUGUAUAAGAUAACUCUCACUGACGGACACUAUUUCUAACUACCCAUAGAAAUAGAUGAUGGGUACAUUCAAUAUGGCAGCCGGUCCACCCAUCACGGAACAUUGACUUGAAUGGGAAUGUCCAUUCAAGUGAUCUGUUUUUUUUAUGGUACUACCUGCUGGAGAACAUGAACUGAAGUGCCCAUUCUCUAAUACUGUAUGCCUGUUGGUCCUAAUAUCACCUGAUCAUGACUCUUGCUGGUGCCUGUCAUCGUUGGCCUUGGGUUGCACAAACUAGAAUGAAAUUGAGUGUAAGAAAAUAACUACAAACUGGAAUGAAAUCAAGUGUAAUAAAAUAACUACAAUAAACUGUGCCAUACAAUUGUAUCGUGAACAAUCAAGACAAAAACAAAUCUUGUCAUUUUGAUGGUCAGUAAAAUGAGUUUCAGAGCAGAUACCAUUGGAGGAAAUGUAUAAGUGUACAGAAAAUAGAGGGUAGAAGAAUGUUUUGAAAUUAGAUGGGGCUUAUUAUUGCACUAUAACUGAAUGCUUAAUUGCAUAAAAGGUCAGUCCAUCUGUAGAUCUACUGUACCAAUAUGAAGCUAUUUCAAACCGAGUCUCACGUUUUAGACUGCUUACCAUUUUCACAAAAUGGUUUACCAUUGUAAAAAGUAUGCCUGUGAGCUAAAAUAAUGUCCUCAUUUAGAUAAUCAUGUGUACUUAUCUUGUUAUUAUUCUAAUAUUUUACUUUCAAAUGUUCAAUAGAUAUGUAUAUUUUUGGGAUUGUUGAAUUUAAAUUUGAAGGUGUUUGAGCUGUAAUGCAUUGUAAGUAUGUUUUCUAAAAUCUUCUUCAAUAAAUGUGUACUGUUGUACUUUAA
Molecule: messenger RNA, 2792 nt
Organism: Salvelinus namaycush (lake trout)
Lineage: Eukaryota; Metazoa; Chordata; Actinopteri; Salmoniformes; Salmonidae
Product: heparan sulfate glucosamine 3-O-sulfotransferase 1-like
Exons: 5
Coding region: 476-1381 (301 amino acids)
Molecular function (GO): [heparan sulfate]-glucosamine 3-sulfotransferase activity
Source: RefSeq, a predicted model, not a curated record